Messenger RNA from Lachancea nothofagi CBS 11611, 1575 nucleotides. Lineage: Eukaryota; Fungi; Ascomycota; Saccharomycetes; Saccharomycetales; Saccharomycetaceae. The record is from the annotation of a GenBank genome assembly.
AUGGCUCAUCAGUCCGAUCAUUUGGCCAAUGCUAAUCAAUCUGUGACAACCAAUACUUAUGACUGGCUUCAAAGUCGAGAGCAGGAGGAGCGGAUGAGCUACUCUGCCCAGAAUUCGGCUGCUCUGAAGAAUAUGGGACGGUGGUCAAGUUUUGUGUGGCAUGCUGAUGAAGCUGCAGAAGUUGAUCAAAGAAUUCGUGGAGAUCCCUACGAAAUACAGUACUCUGUUUUCGAACCGGUUGUGGGCUAUACAAGAUGGCCACCCCUGCCCAAUAGGGAUAUUACGCGACAGAGCUUCCACGAAGUAGUCCACGAUUGUACCGAAGCCAUCACCAAGCACAAUAUCGAGCUGCAACGCAUUCAGGCAGGAUCUAGUGGGUCGUAUUUUGCGUAUGGGACUGCAACUGCAGAUACUCCGCUUGGGGUAUUCAAGCCCAAAGAUGAAGAACCGUACGGACCUCUGUCUCCAAAAUGGACUAAAUGGGCGCAUAGAACUUUCUUCCCUUGUUUUUUCGGGCGAAGCUGCUUGAUUCCCAACCUAGGGUAUAUCUGUGAAUCUGCCGCCAGUGUCAUGGACGAACUCCUGGGCACCAAUUUGGUACCCCAUACAGAAGUUGUGUCCUUGAUGUCCAAGAACUUCUACGACAAGAAAAGAGCAUGGUUCUCUACAGAGCCACGCUACAGGCACAAAAUCGGGUCUCUACAACGAUUUGUUGAAGGCUAUAUCGGUGCAAGCGAGUUCUUGGAGGAACACCCAUUUCCGGGCGUAUAUCGCGAUAGACAAGUAGCGCAGCCCGAAGACGAAUUCCACUGGAAUGCCCAAACUUUAGCUUCCUUCAGAUUCGAGAUCGAAAAGCUUGUUAUUCUGGACUAUAUGAUACGAAACACCGAUCGUGGACUUGACAAUUGGAUGAUAAAGGUCCGCCAGCUUCCAAAUAAGGAAUGGGAGAUCAAGCUGGCAGCGAUCGAUAAUGGUCUGGCAUUCCCUUGGAAACACCCCGACGAAUGGCGCUCUUUCCCCUAUGGAUGGUUGUACCUGCCGGUGAAUGUUCUAGGGCAGCCAUUUUCCGAGGCAACGCGAAGACACUUCUUGCCGCUUUUGACUAGCACCAAGUGGUGGGAGACAUGUUUCGCAGAAUUGACGGCGCAAUUCAGCCGUGACGCUGAAUUUAAGUCAAGAAUGUGGAAAAAGCAGUGGAGUGUACUUAAGGGUCAAGCUUUCAAUGUCGUUGAGACCCUGAAAAAUCCAACGCAGGGUCCUUUGGAACUUGUGCGUCGCACACAAACGCUUGUAAUCGAUGACAUUAUGCAUGUUCCAUCGAAUACGCUACCUUUGGCUAUCUUGAACAAUGCAAUGGAGGAGCCUAUUACGGUAUCGGCUUCAUCUCCGAUGGUUUCGUCCUCCUUACCAGAAGAUGGUAGUCCUACAGACGCCUACGUGGCUCGCACCGCUACUAACCCACAAGAUUCUACAGAAGAACCCCCAAUAUUUCCGAAAAGAUACAGUAGUAAGAAGGUAGUUAUAGAGAGGCUAAUGUUAGUGAAUUCUAAACCGCCAGUAUUUACAUGGUGGUGA